Quercus lobata is the source of this 1294-nucleotide messenger RNA. RefSeq lists its product as uncharacterized. The transcript is spliced from 2 exons. The record is from RefSeq and is a predicted model, not a curated record. NCBI's taxonomy places the organism in Eukaryota, Viridiplantae, Streptophyta, Magnoliopsida, Fagales, Fagaceae. The coding region runs from base 88 to 1020 and encodes 310 amino acids.
AAGGUACCAACAUAUAUAAUUGACCACAAAUUCUUGUAUCAGUUUCUGCAACGAGCUUUAGAGUACUAUUGUGGAUUCUCAUUUCUCAUGUCUUUUGCCAACAAGGAACCAAGAGCACCUACCAGAAUGAGUUCCCGGCAUCGUCCAUUGCACACUUGUGGAGUUUCAAUCUUGGCGAUUGUUCAUAUUGCUUACACAAAAGCUCAAGAAUUUAAUGGACUAAUAGGCUCAACGGCAAGAAGGGUAGCCAAAUUAGCCCCAUUUACCGGUCCAUUAGCGUAUGCAAUGCAAUAUCAAUGGUUAGCAAUCCUCUCUUUUGCCGAUGAUCAAAUACUAGCAGUAGAAAACAUGAUAGAGAAAUUUUUUCCUCCAUCAAACCAUGUAUUCAAUAAGAUUGACUACCUUGUCCAAGUCGCAGAAACUUUGCCAGAAAAAUUUGAUUAUGCUUACGACAAAAUUCCUACAAUUGUCCACCAAUUUCGCUUUGAUUGUGCACUGGUCCAAGUUAUUUUCUUGUUGAACUUUUUUAUCACUAAGUUGAGUCAUUGGGAAAAUGGAAGUGCACGGGAAAAGGAGAUUAUCGUCGAUAUAAACUGUGAGAAGCAAAAUAAUGAACAAGCUUUUGUUGAUGAAGCACAGAAGCCUGAAAAAUUUCAAGCCAAUGUUGACAGUGAGAAGAAGGAAAGCCUUCCUCCCAAUUCUGAAAUCCCACAAGCUGAAACUGAGACAGUUGAUAAAGCAGUCGGCGUUACAAAAGGGACAUACAAGGAGGUACUAGAGAAGGGGACAAAGGAAGAAAAGAAAGCAGGAGAAGAACACAUUGAAAAGAUGGAGAAGAAUGAGAAAAUUAAUGUCGACAAGGAAGAAGCUGAGAAAGGAGAAGAGCAUAAUGAAGAUGAAAGCAAUCAAAGCCUUCUGAACGAUGAUCCAAUUAUAGAAUUGUUCGAAUCAGCAUGGCUCAUGAACCCUGGAAGUGGGGCUAAAAGGUAUGCAGAGUCACGUUCUAGUUCAUAUGCGUGAAGUGAAAACCAGAAACAAGCAAGCAUGGCAGUUGGUAGCAUUUACAUUUUAAUGUCUAUUGUAGAUAUUUGAGCAAAUUUCUACAUCACAGUAGGGUGAUUUGGAGGUCAAUAUUAUUCACAACUCAAAAGUCUGUCAUGCUAGCUGAAUUCUAUGCACACUACUUUUGAAGUGAGUUCACACUUCACACUAGUGCUGUCACAGAGAAUGCUUGAUGGAGUAUGGUGUAGUUUCCUUGUUUUCAAUAAUGUUGAAGAAAUAUUGCAUUGUUUUC